GCGCGCGCGCAGGCGCGGGAGUGAGGGCUGUGACGGAGUGCGCGCAUGCGCCGACCCCCUCGCGCGCGUGAAAGCCGACCAUGAGGAGCUCGCGUGCCUUUGGCGGCGGCGGUUGUUCGGACUCCGCGGGUAAAGAUGAGUUUAUUAGCAUUCGAAGGAGAGACUUGGAGAGGCUGACGACGGAGAUAAUGCAGAUGAAGGACUUUCUGCUUAAGACUGUUAACAGAGAAUUCCUGGAGAGCUUUCAGAAAUUGGAGCUCGUUGAAGCAAAUAUAGAGAAGAAGGAACAGGAGAAUGAACAGUUACGCUUAGAUUGUGAUCAUUUUAAAGCUAGAUUGCAAACAGCACAGGCAGACUGCCAAAGGGAAAGAGAGGAGAAACUGGCAAUAAGACUACAGUUAAAUGAAGCAAGACAUCAAUUGCUUCAGCAAGCUGAAUAUUGCACAGCGAUGGGUGCAGCAGUCUGCACGCUGCUCUGGAGUGUCUCCAGCAAAGAAGAGUCUGUUAAAAUCAUACUUGGAGGGAGCAAAGCAGUAAAGUUUUUCAAUAUUGUGGGACAAACGAUAGAAAGUUUUGUGAAAUCUCUAGAUGGCGACAUCAAACAGCAACAGGACUUGAAUUCGGAUGAAAAUCAGUUUGUUCUGGCGAUGACAGGAAUUGUAACAAAUGUGGCUGCUGUGGCUUGUGGCCGGGAAUUUCUGAUUAACUCUGCUCAAGUGUUGCUGGAGACCCUGUUACAGCUACUUGCAGAUAUGAAGGCUGGUCUCUGCACAAAACUCAAAGUAUUAAUGCUGAUGUGUCUGUACAAUGUAAGCAUUAACUUGAAAGGAGUGAAAUAUAUCAGUGAGAGUUUGGGCUUCAUUCCCCUCUUGUCUUGGCUUCUGGAGGAAACAUCACAUGAAAUUUCCAAAUUAUGGAAAGAGCAGGUGGGCCAGAUGAAAUGGAAGGGUGGGGCAGAUGAAAUCAGACUGCUGGCCGGAUGUUGGAUCACCCUGAAUUAUCUAUCGGAAUAUACAAGUAUAUUUUUAUUUAACAAAAAUCCAGAUGCAGAAGUGUGUUUACAUGUUCUGCGACUCAUUCAGUCUCUGAUUCUUGAGCCAGAGGUUUUCUCCAAAGUGGCAACUCAGAUCCGCCAAUCUCUGCCUCACCGGCGCAUUCUGGAACUCGCCAACAACCGUAACCCUGACCUCCGCAAUACAGCAAGCGAGCUGCUGGAGGAUAUGAAAAUGGUUAACAUUGGAGUAUAGCCUGCUUGAUUUGUGUCCAGAUCUAUUUCUGAGAGUAUAUAUUGGGAAUCCAAUGUGCAAAAAAAAAACAACUUGCAGUUAGUAAUUCAAGUCAACCUGCUCUAAGCUAUAGAUAUGCGGAGGUUACCUUGCAAGGGUAUUGUGGAUUGAUGCAAGAAUGCAGAGCUGUGAAAUUGAUGUUAAAAAGAUGUGCCAACAUUUUUCCUCACUACUUUUCCCUCCAUUACCCACACUUGUACCUGGUUGACCACCUAUAAAGUAAACUGAUCACAGGAUCUCGCAGUCGUUAAAAGUUUUAUGAGUAAGGUGACUUGGUCACUGAGUUUCUCCCCUAGUUUUGGAGACUGCCAGUUUGUACAGAAAUUUGUGUGGGAUUGUGAAAUGUACUGUAGUUGUAUUCAUUGAAACAGGUUAUUGCAGCACUGCACAACUGCUGAGAGAAUUUUUCAAAA
This is a messenger RNA of Callorhinchus milii (elephant shark), 1699 nucleotides long. Its product is annotated as heat shock transcription factor 2 binding protein. The coding region runs from base 81 to 1247 and encodes 388 amino acids. The record is from RefSeq and is a predicted model, not a curated record. Gene Ontology annotation, cellular component: cytosol. Lineage: Eukaryota; Metazoa; Chordata; Chondrichthyes; Chimaeriformes; Callorhinchidae. The transcript is spliced from 10 exons.